UUUUUCGCUUCUGGAUUGAUUGUGUUUUGAGCGUUCGACGUUCGGUCGUCUAGUCUCAUUUUGUUAUGUCAUAGUGAAUACCAAGGAAGUCAUCAGAUUUUCGAACGAUAAUAACGUUCGCUUAGUAACGUUAAAAACGUCGAGGGGAUGAGGAUUAGUGAUACCGCUCUCGUUAACACUAAUAAUCAAAAAAAAAAAGAAAAGAAAGAAAAAAAGGUCAAUUAUCAGUGAUUUAUUAUAUAUUUUUCAGCAACAUUUCACGAUUUGUUGAUGGGUAAUCGUCAUUUUGUGAUAUUUGAGAUAAAAAAUUGUUAAAUCAUUUACGGUUUGACGGACACACGUAGGUGGCGUAUUUAUAAAACAAGCCUUUUUAGAAAUAUACCGUAAAACCGUAAAACGUGUCAUGUAUAGGAAAGAGAGGAUCUGAUUUCUUGCAAUAAUCGUAGUACAUUGGCUUACACUGCCCGAAAAAACGUUGAACGUUGACACCCAGUGACGUUUUUCAGUUAAACGUGUCAAAUGACGUUAAAAUUUAUAUUCACAAAAAUAUAGUUUGGUGCUGUUGUUGGUUAAAAUCAGACGGACACACGGACGAUUAGGUUUCGAAGAUGUUUCUGAAUACCUUUGCGAAUUUGGUUUUGAUGGCGAUGAUGUUGCAAUUCCUCAUUGUAGAAACACAAUUGACCGCAGCAACACCAGAACAAGCUAAUAAUAUAGGUUCGGUGCAGUUAUCAACCGUAUGCUCCAAUACGGUGGAUUCAAAUAUGAAUUUGUUAUUCGACAAGACGUCUCGUUUGUAUCCAGAAUUGAACAUCUUUUUUUCAGCCGUACGAAACAAGGGAAAGAAGGAGUUAGACCGCAGCUGUACAAACUCGCGUGGUGAUUUCAUGGAAUACCAAACUGCUGAAGUAGGAAAUACUGAGAAGACGCUUGUAAUCAAUCACCAAAUGGUCAUCGAGAAAAUUAAACUCUAAGACAAGGAUCAGCAGAAAUGGAAGUGAAUUAUAAACAGAAUUAUGACAUUCUCUGUCUUCAUUGAUCAAGAGAAUAGAUGUAACGUUCUGUUGACUAUCGCCUUCAAAAUAAAGAUGUUAAAUCAAUUAUUCAAAUAUAUAUUUAGUUUAGAUGACAGCUACUUUAUCAUUACACUGCUGACCAAACCAAAAAAAUGUUUUUUUCCUCUUUUCUAUAUUUAUAUUGAAAACCAAUUUCUUAGUAAAGCACUUUGACAAGAACCAAACAGGAGAGUUGGUCAACAGACUCUCUACUGACACUACCAAGUCAUCAAGUGUAUCACUGCUUACCUUGCAGAUGGAAUAAAAUGAAUCAUU
Molecule: messenger RNA, 1331 nt
Organism: Daphnia pulex (common water flea)
Lineage: Eukaryota; Metazoa; Arthropoda; Branchiopoda; Diplostraca; Daphniidae
Exons: 5
Coding region: 609-974 (121 amino acids)
Source: RefSeq, a predicted model, not a curated record